CCCGAGUACGCGGUGGCCAACGUGGUGUCGGUGGGCGCCGGGCUGCUGAGCAUCGCCGUGGGCAUCGUCGCCAUCCUGGUGUCGCACAACCUGUCCCGGGCGGCCUUGCAUUGGACCCUACUGAGCAUGUCCCUGUUGAACUGCCUCCUGUCCACAACGUGCAGCGUGGGCCUGGCGCUGGCCAUCGCCCUCACCAUUCACAGCCGGGGUAUUCACCUUGUCACCGGCUGCAACAGCUCUGCACUGCCUGCUGACGCCCGUGCAGCCAUAGCGACCAACGACUGUCCUUUCAACACCACGCGCAUCUAUGACACGGCCCUGGCGCUCUGGUUCCCCUCCAUGGUGCUGGUGGCUGCAGAAGCCGUGCUGUCUGGCAGGUGCUGUUUGGUGGCCCUGAUCUUCCGGGGCAUUGGGCCCUGUGCACGUGGCUACGGCAAAGAGCAGCUGGCUGAGCCAAGCACAGCGAAGGAGGGGCCACCACGUGAGGUGCAGCAGCUCCUGACGGGGCUGGCUGAGCCUUGUGCCUAGCUGGAGAGGUGGUGCUGCAGGAGUGCUGCAAUCCAGCAAGGUGAAGUUGCACCUGCACCGUACUCCUGCCCCUGGUGUAAGCAUGUGUAGGGUGGGCUGCAGCAGAGAAGGGUGUGCCUUCCCCCCCUCCCGCCAGCCUCACCACCCCACCUGGGACAAACCCUGCAGGUUCCAGACACAAGCUGCCCAAGGUCAUCAGGCAGCCUUUGCCUAACAGGUGCCAUGGCC
This is a messenger RNA of Haliaeetus leucocephalus (bald eagle), 756 nucleotides long. It is a transcript of the gene KRTCAP3, whose product is annotated as keratinocyte associated protein 3. The annotation marks the transcript as partial. The transcript has 6 exons. The record is from RefSeq and is a predicted model, not a curated record. Lineage: Eukaryota; Metazoa; Chordata; Aves; Accipitriformes; Accipitridae.